This is a messenger RNA of Perkinsus marinus ATCC 50983, 495 nucleotides long. RefSeq lists its product as hypothetical. Gene Ontology annotation, molecular function: microtubule binding; microtubule motor activity; ATP binding. Lineage: Eukaryota; Perkinsozoa; Perkinsida; Perkinsidae. The transcript has 6 exons. The record is from RefSeq and is a predicted model, not a curated record. Gene Ontology annotation, biological process: mitotic spindle organization; microtubule-based movement. The coding region runs from base 1 to 495 and encodes 164 amino acids.
AUGAGGUGGAUGAAUGGUCGAUGUUGGAAAUUGAAGAUACUUAUNNNNCUCAGUGGCCUGUUGGCUCUGGGAAACGUCAUAUGCGCGUUGAGCUCAGCUAUGGAGGAAAACAGCAGUGGUGCUACAACAGGAGCAGUGGGUGGUGGUGACGCCACUGGUGGAGGCUCUCAGUCUCAUAUCCCUUACAGAGACAGUAAAUUGACUAGGAUACUCCAGGACUCGUUGGGAGGCAACUCUCGUACGGUGAUGAUAGCCUGUGUGUCGCCAGCAGGAGCGGACUUUGCAGAGACCUACAACACGAUAAAGUAUGCUAGUCGCGCUCGUUGCAUCACAAAUAGACCUGUUGUGAACACUGACCCGACGAAGAAGUUGCUGAUGGAAUUGAGACAACAGAUCCGAGAUCUCACUGAGGAGAAGCUGCGGUUUAUGGGCCAUGGAUCUGGUCAGAAUGCUGAGGACAUCAGAGCUGAGGUGGAACAGUGGCAACAGAAGUAA